Molecule: messenger RNA, 6516 nt
Organism: Melanotaenia boesemani (Boeseman's rainbowfish)
Lineage: Eukaryota; Metazoa; Chordata; Actinopteri; Atheriniformes; Melanotaeniidae
Gene: foxo4
Product: forkhead box O4
Exons: 3
Coding region: 1515-3440 (641 amino acids)
Biological process (GO): regulation of transcription by RNA polymerase II
Cellular component (GO): nucleus
Molecular function (GO): DNA-binding transcription factor activity, RNA polymerase II-specific; RNA polymerase II cis-regulatory region sequence-specific DNA binding
Source: RefSeq, a predicted model, not a curated record
AGAUUGCGUUGCCUGACAGUGGUAAACAGACGUCAGAAGGGAGUCUUCGCCUCGAGUCAAAACAAAACAAAGCAAAACAAGUCAAAAAGAGAGGGAAGAAGUAUAUUUUUGGACCGCUACAACGACACGAAGUUUAACAAAAGUGUUCACCGAUUGGAAAUAGCUACUUGGGGGAAGUUAUCUAAAGCUUUUCACUGACUUUUUCACGGAUUGUGAACUCUGGAGUAGCAGGAGCUUAAGCAGCUAACAUUACGGUGGCUAUCGUGCUGAUUUCAAAGUACGGAGACUGGGAGCCGACCGACCUCCGGGCGACACAGCUUCAGGCAGCACCUGGGUACAAACUGCGAGGUUCAAUUACAGAAACGGCUGGGUUAACAUCGGUCGCAAUCCAGGCCUCGUUCGAGAGGCUUUUAUAGCGCUUCUUCGAGCAUCGUGUGCCGCGGUAGGAGUGUGGAGAAACAUGGCAGAUGGUGACAUGCGCCUGUCCGCAAUGUGGCGAAUCGUGCAGACCUGAGGCUCGGACUUUUCUUACUACAUUUUUUGUUCUUUUCACAUUUUUAACUACCGUAAACACUAUAAAGCUCUAUCCAAGGGCGCCUUUUUCUUCUGCUUCUUCUUCAAAUUAGCUUGUUUGUAUUUUCCAGACAGCCAGCAGAGACAACCGCCAGCGUCUCUGAACUGUUGCUACACUUUGGGGCAGCACAAACCGGCUACUCGGACAGGCAGCGGCCGGGUAUUUUCACUCAUAACUAAUUCAGCUGCAGUUACUAUUGACUGUUUGUGGACUAGUUGGGUAUUCUUAAAAAAGAAAAAACGUUUUAACUAAGUUUUUUUUUCUUGUCUUUGUGGAGAGCUUGUUGUUUACAAGUACAGGGGUUGUCAUCAGGAGCUCCUUUGUAACGGUACCCAGCUAAUCCCUGUGUGCGUAGUUUUACAGUAAAAACAUCGCGUGUGUUGACAUAUUUGGCACGAAGUAAUUCUGUAUUUUGAUUCAUUCAUUAAUAUUGAUCGUGUUACAAUUUUUAUAGACAUUUAAAUGAUUUUUUUAACCUUUAACAAAAACUUUUAAUCGAUUGUUUAUAAUUAGGAAUGGCAUUAUUUUGUAUGCAAAUACAUUUCAGACUUUUUUCAUUCAUUUACAGAUGAGCCAAAACCUCUGUACAUUCAGAUGUUUUGGUGCUCACACCACUCCCCCACUUUUGUUUUUAUUUCAUUCAAACAAAGGGACUCCCGUCAGCCCUCCUUCACUCUAUACAAAACGGAAGGUUUAUGAUAGUUACUAUUAAGGAGAUUAUUUGGGUUCCCUAAUCUCCAAUCUGAGGAUUAACCGAGUCCAUUGGUGUGUCCAGAUUAUUGCGUCUCCUUUCUGGGCCCCUCAGUUGACACCCCCGCCCUGGCUCAAGGAUAUUUUGUGUGUGUCAGAAAGUUUGGAAACGCGUCACAGAUCAACUUUUAGAAAGGUAAAUGUUGUAAGUGAAAUCCAGCUUUGUCAGAGGAAGUUUUAGAGAGCAACCAUGGAAGAAUCAUCGAUGCCCCCCAUUGACCCAGAUUUCGAGCCACAGAGCAGACCCCGUUCUUGCACGUGGCCGCUCCCAAGACCCGAUAUCUCGGUUGUCAAACAGGAGGGGACGGAUGGCACUGAGUCCGCCGCCGGGACCCCGCCCGCUGACGAGGACAAACCCGAACCGCAGCAAAUCACGUCUGAGCCCGAGAAAGCGUUGGCGUCUAUCGAGGGCGGGGUCGUGGCCGGUGUGGGCGGAGCCAGCACGACGCCCCGCAAAGGAUCUUCCCGGCGCAACGCGUGGGGGAACCAGAGCUACGCUGAUCUGAUAAGCCAGGCCAUCGAGAACUCUCCGGAGAAGAGGCUGACCCUGGCUCAGAUAUACGAGUGGAUGGUGAAAACAGUGCCUUAUUUCAGAGACAAAGGAGACAGCAACAGCUCAGCAGGCUGGAAGAAUUCAAUUCGCCACAAUUUAUCACUCCACAACAAGUUCCUAAGAGUACACAAUGAAUCGACAGGAAAGAGUUCCUGGUGGAUGCUUAAUCCAGAAGGAGGGAAGACUGGAAAGGCUCCUCGUCGUCGGGCUGCCUCCAUGGACAACAGCAGCAAAUUGCUGAAGAGUCGCAUGAGGGCCAAGCAGACCAAGAAGGCGGCAGGAGCAGCUGGUGCCGGAGGAGUAAUGCAGGGUGAUGGCAGCACAGGUUCAGCUAAUGCUGACAGCCCUAACUCGUCCCAGCAGUUUCCUAAAUGGGGGGUCAACAGCAGCAGCCCCUCGUCCCGUGGCAGUCUGGAUGACAAUGACAUGUGGACCACUUUCCGCCCUCGUACAAGUUCUAACGCCAGCACCCUGAGUGGACGUCUGUCUCCCAUCGCUCCUGGGCAGGAGGAGGAUGAUAACCUGCCUGAGGAUGGACUGUUGGGGAGAUACACAGCCAGCAGCUUGAAGCCCACCCUCACUGAGACUCUCAUGGAGGAGCUGGAUCUGAUUGACAACCUCACCUUGAUGACUGGGCAGCAGGGAGGGGCCAGCCCCAGCACAGCCCCACCAGCACCCCCCACUCCACUGCCUUCAGCCUCUACUCUGCUGCCACGAGGCUCCAGCUUCCCCUCCUUUCAUCAGCUGCAGUCAUCCAGCCUCCCACAGGCCCCCUCUCACACCGGGACCCCAGCCCCUGUCUCUCUUUGUGGACCAAACAGCAAAGAGCCUACAGCCUUCAGCAACUCACUCUUCAACAUGUCUAGCUCCAGCUCUCGUGGGAGCAGCCAUUACAGCACCCAUGUUCCAUCCAGCCUGGAGGCACUACUCACCUCUGACUCCCCUCCUCCGAGCGAUAUUUUGAUGACUCAGGUGGAGUCCCUCAUGCCCAAUCCUGGAAACGUGGGCCAAAUGGGCUUGGGCCCAUCUAUGGUGGGUGUGAGGCCCAAACCCAACCAGCUGCUGCUGGGUAAAGGGCUUGAGCCAAACACAGUGGCACCGAUGGCGCUGCAGGCUCAGAUACAGCCACAGCAGCAUCACCUUCACCACCAGCAGCAGCAACACCAGCAUCACUCUCAGAUGGGCUUGGGGAUGAUCCUCUCAGGUAUGUCUCAGGACCCAUCGCACGUCUCUGCUCUCAAAGACCAGCACGCCCCUGUGCCAGCCGUGGGUUCUCAUCACACAGGGCCCGUUGCCACAGCCAAUCCUGGCACAAACCUGCAGGGGAUGAGUCAGCUCGGAGCUCCGUCUUACUUCCCCAACUGCCAGGACCGGCUGCCCACAGACUUGGACAUAGACAUGUUCACUGAAAACUUGGAUUGUGAUGUGGACUACAUAAUCAACAGUGACCUCAUGGAUGGAGAUGGCCUUGAUUUCAACUUUGACCCCAUACUGCCUGGAGGUCAAGGCUACACAGGCACAGCCACUACACAAGGCUCCGCUCACAACUGGGUGCCCAGCUAAUUCUUCAACCCAACAUGCAAAAAUUAGUCAGAAACUGAUCUUCAAUCAGCAUAACCUCACAAAAUGACAGAACAACCAGUGCAUUCCUCCUCCCAGCUGGUGGAAGAUAACUUUUUUUUUUUAAAUACAGAGUUCUCUUGGACUUUAAACAGCAAAUCCAGGCCUCACUCGCGUCAUGUGCCAAGACAUGCAGAGGACAGGGAGGAAAUUCAGGCCACUAUGCACAGUUUUUCUCAAUUAUUUUAUUCUUUAUAACACUUGGCAACGAUUUGGCUGCUAGCCAUUUUUCUAUAAUACGAACAGAUGAUUUUUAAAGAUGUUUGACAUAAUAUUUUUGGAGUGAAAAGACAAAUCAUAUACUCUCCUCUGCUGGGAGUUCACAUUUCAGUCAUAUUGCACCAGAAUAGCUUAAUGGUGGAUACAGUGACACAGAUAUUGCUGAAGCGAAGCUGGUUUUUGUAGACUUUUUAAAAUGUUUUUGUGGAGGGGGGGCAGAAAUGGCCAGUUUUGUGCAAAUUUUUACUCAGCAUGAGUUUUCCGACGAAAUGCUAUUUGACCACCUGAACACAAUCUGCACCUAUCUCCAGAGAGAGGAGCUUCGAGGGAUGGGCUGUGAUCAGGUGGAAGAUAAAGACUGGAAGACUGGAGAUAUAAAAUGUUUCAGUCACCAAUGGCUUCACAUCUCACCCGGACUUCCUUUAGAUUUAUCAAAGACAGAAGAAAAAGUUUUAAUGUUUUUUUUGUUGUUGUUGUUGUUGUUUUUUUCUCCAUUUGAAUCCAAUGACUAAACAGUUAAUAGUGUAGUUUGGCAUUUGGCAUUUUUGACUUGACUUUGGUGUGUUAGGGUAGAUGUAAGUUAGAGGGCGGUGUUUUCAAAUCCCAGAUGUGCAGAUAAAUUUAACAAGAAAAGAAGAAGAAAUGAGAUUUUUAAAUCUAUACAUGGGGCAUUCAAGUUUUUUUGUUUUGUUUUUUGCUAGCGAAUGAUUGGUUGGCCAAGUAUUAUACUGUCAAAGACAGCAGAAUGCCUCCUCUGUCAAAUAAUAUACCUGAUUUAUAUAUUUUCUUCUCCAUCUUUUCUCCUCAAGUCUCUGCAUUUUCAAAGCACUUAGGUUUCCUGUGAUACAGGAACCCCAAACUAUGAGAAUACAUCCAUUCUUAAUGUGUACCAUUUCAGUUUAAGAGAGUAUGUUAUCUUUUAAAAGAGAGGUGUAAUAUAGAUGUUGCACAUGUACUUGACGGCACGCUAUGCAGACCUAUCAGGAGAGGUAAAUGAUAUCUUGAAGGAAAUUUGAAAAAUCACUUCUUGAAGGCUUUUGCUAUUUAACAUGGUCCUGAUAAAUUGUUAGGAAGGGGAAUUAGGAUGCUUCUCAUUUACUAACAUUAAAGAAUUAAUUCAGAAGAAUAUAUUUGAUUAUAGUUUUAAUAUACAAUUUAGAUGGAAAUGAAUCAGAUAUUAAUACAUAUGAAUAUAUUACUUUUUUUUUUUUACAUUGGAGGAAGCGUACUCAUAAUUUUAACGUAAUUUUCUAUACAUUUAUUUUGUAAAGGAUGAGAAGAUGCAUGUAGAUUUUUUUUUUUUUUUUUUACAUAACCAAAGGAACACUAAUUUUGCAUUUGCAUGGUAUUUAGGGAGUGCUUGGGCUUGACACAGUAUCCUUGGUUGUACAUAAGCUUUGCAAAAGUUGCCUAUAACUUUUUUUUUUUCCUCUCUCUCUUGGACGAAUGAGGCAAAUACUUGAUUGUGUUAGCCACAAUUCCCAGCCACUUGCUUGGUGCUUUUUCUUAUGCUUGUUUGUUUUAUUCCAAGAAAAAAUCUGGCGCAAAUGCAGCAGUAUGCCACAAAAUUCUCAUCUCAAAAUGAGACUCAUACAACAGUUACCUCUCAGAAGAAAAACAACCGGAAAGACAGCUGUGCACAGAUGUAAACGGAUAAUAUCAAAAGCUAUUUAUUUUGCACAAUUCUUUGUCGAGGCAAACUGGAAACUAACAUGCCACAUCUUUGUUUUCCUGGAGACAUCUCUGUCUUAAAAAGAGCUGAUCUGAAUUUCACUUCCUUUUUUGUCCCUCCUUUUCUCCUAAAGGAAAAUGUAUUCUGUCUGUCCAGCGAUGCAUAUCAAUACUAGCCUGUCCCAUUUUUUUUAGCUUAGUUUUUGUCUGCCAAUAUUUAAAACACUAGUCUUCAAUUUAUGUUUCCUCUUAAACUUUUGUGUAUAUAUAUUUUUUUCUUUUUGUGAUCAGACAUAACAGCCCCUGCAAUUUAAACUCAUCAUUUCACUGUAGCUGUGUGGAUUUGUUAGCCUCUGAUUUGUAUAAAGCACUCUCCUUUUCCUUUCAUAAAUGUUUUCAUUUUAUUCUUCUUCUUUAAAUGGUGCUAGAUGAUUUAAUCUGUGACGUAACUGGAGUACGCCACGAUGCAAUGAUGCAUAUCAGGGCCUUCGAAUUUUCCCCACUGGCAAAUUAGAUCUAGGUUAACGUAGAAGUAAUGGCACAAUCAACAGCCCCUUUCCUUCUUUCUUUUAUCUUUACAUGUCUAACAACUUGGCCACUUUAAUCGAAAUUCAAAAGACCAACUUGUUAAAAAAAAAAGCAUAAUUUCUUAUUGUCAAUCAUAACCUUAAUUUUGUAGAUUCAUUUGCAUCAAAUCUAAUUUUUUCUGAAAUAAUGGCCCGUAAUGAACAGGUCUGCGGUGGCUGCUUUAUUCUAGUUUACGGUUACUGCCUUGAAGCAGUCAGUGUGGUGUUAAUAAUUCUUAUAUCUCUCCUUAUAUAACAAAGCUAUGUACUUCUUUCAGUUGUCUUAAAGUAGCAGUUAGUCCCUGUAUGUUUUACACUUCAAAAUUCCCCUGUUUGUUACAGCAUUUAGUUUUCAGCAAGGGUCAUUUUGUGUUUUCAGUACAGGCAAAUGGGAAUGAUGAGUUGUGUGUAAGCCAAUUAAUGUCCAUGAUUUUUAAUCAUGUUGAUAGUUCUUCUCUCAUUCUGUAUCCCACUCUUUUUUUUCUUUACUCAUUGUAAAGUCAGCCAGAGACGACAAAACAGUUCUGAACAGCAGAAACCAAUUCAAUAAACUGUUUAACCCA